Molecule: messenger RNA, 3397 nt
Organism: Corapipo altera (White-ruffed manakin)
Lineage: Eukaryota; Metazoa; Chordata; Aves; Passeriformes; Pipridae
Gene: TDG
Product: thymine DNA glycosylase
Exons: 9
Coding region: 17-1354 (445 amino acids)
Biological process (GO): base-excision repair, AP site formation
Cellular component (GO): nucleus
Molecular function (GO): mismatch base pair DNA N-glycosylase activity
Source: RefSeq, a predicted model, not a curated record
GACGGGCCCGCCCGCCAUGGAGCCCCAGGAGCUGGGCAGAUACUACGCAUAUCUUCAGCAAGCUCAAGCAUUUUACUCGUUUCCAUUCCAUCAGAUGAUGACUGCAGUGCCCAACAUGGAAACGAUGGCUGAGCAGCCGACUCUAGAGGGCAUUCCAGAGCCAAACAUUGCUCAGGAGCCUCCGAAAGAAGUUAAGAAAGGAGGAAGGAAAAGAAAAGCCAAAGCAACUGAGCCAAAGCAACCCAAAAAGCCUGCUGCUAAAAAAGAAAAAACAGCCAAGUCAAAAGGCAAACAAGAAAAGAUCACAGAUACUUUUAAAGUCAAAAGGAAAGUGGAUCGUUUUAAUGGUGUAUCUGAAGCUGAACUUCUGACCAAGACCUUGCCUGAUAUUUUGACCUUUGAUCUGGACAUUGUAAUAAUUGGCAUAAACCCUGGCCUGAUGGCAGCUUACAAAGGACAUCAUUACCCGGGACCUGGAAACCAUUUUUGGAAGUGUCUGUUCAUGUCUGGUCUAAGUAAUGAACAACUGAACCAUAUGGAUGACCACACUUUGCCACAUAAAUAUGGGAUUGGAUUUACGAACAUGGUUGAAAGGACAACACCUGGAAGCAAAGACCUUUCUAGCAAAGAGAUUCGGGAAGGAGGGCGAAUUCUGAUGCAGAAGCUACAAAAGUAUAAACCUCGUAUAGCAGUUUUCAAUGGAAAAUGUAUUUAUGAAAUUUUUAGUAGAGAAGUUUUUGGAAUUAAAGUUAAGAACUUGGAAUUUGGACUGCAGCCACACAAAGUGCCAGAUACAGAAACUCUCUGCUACGUUAUGCCAUCAUCCAGUGCAAGAUGUGCUCAGUUUCCCCGGGCACAAGAUAAAGUUCAUUAUUACAUAAAGCUGAAAGACUUAAGGGACCAACUGAAAGGCAUCACACCAAACACAGACGUGCAGGAGGUGCAGUAUACAUUCGACUUGCAACUUGCACAAGAGGAUGCUAAAAAGAUGGCUGUCAAAGAAGAAAAAUACGACCCAGGCUACGAAGCAGCAUAUGGAGGAGCUUACUGUGAUCGUGCACCGUAUGACAGCGAGCAGUGCAGCUUCUCUUCCAACGGAACGGGUAAAGUGCAGCACUCUGGGCAUUCAGGCUGUAUGUUCCCACUGCUUGGGAACAAGGACUCAGGGGUGUCAGCUGCAUGUUGUAAACAGUGGGAUUUUUGUUUUGUUUCAGGGGGAAGCAAUCCACAGUACUGCGAGGGGUCCUCCUUCGGUAUGGUUCCUAAUGGACAGUGGAUGACACAGUCCUUUGCAGACCAGAUACCAGAGUUCAAUGCCGGUGUGACACAGGAAGAGGAGGGAAGCAGCGUGUAGGGGCUGUUCCUUCUCAGCUAUGCAUCCAUGCUGCAGUUUUAAUGCAGUGACCAAGAUUGGUACCUCGGUUCUCCAACUGAAGCAUUUUAAUAGUAUUUUAUCUCCCCUAGUUAUUUUAUUAUAGUCCAAAGUAAGUGUGUGGUAGGCUGAAAUCGAUGAACUAGAUGAUUUUAAGGAACUGUUCAAACUUUUUUUAAAAAAGUUAGCCCUUUUUUGUAUAUGAGUUUUAUAUUUAAUGUAUGCCAUUUCUUGCAGUUUUUGACAAAUUGCUUUCUCAUUUGUGAAGAUUUCUUUUGGGCGUUAAUUUUAUUUCAUGAAUUGUAAUGUAGUAGUAACAGCAGCAGUAUACUUCCUACUGAUGCCUCAAUAUUUGGAUAUCUCACAAUCCUUUUAUAUCCAGAGGGGAAAAUGGGAAGUGUACCCUUAACUUAUGUGAAGCGAUAUUUUUAAUCAUGCACAGUUAAGGAAAUUGUGCUUUUUAAGUCUGCCUUUUACCUUCUUAAAAAGUGCAGAAAGUUGCACUCUACAGCUGUGAGUACUGAGUAUCUUCUGGGUGGGAAGAGAGAGCUCUGUCUGUUUGGUGAGUGGACCAUAUUCAGGAUUAAGGGAGUGAAGACAUCCUCUCAAGUCACAACACUGGGAGGAAAAUUUGUGUCACACAGGACAGGGCCUAAAUAUUCUAGCUGAGCUGGCUUACGGUAAGAUAUCCCUACCACUUCAACUCUUUCCCUCUGAAAGUACAAUGUAAGGAACUGGAACUCCUUGAAAAAAGCCCCAAAACAAACAACAGUGGUGGUUCUUCAAUUCUGUAGCAUUCAAACCACUGUCAUUACUGUGUGAUUAGUCUCUUCACAUGACCUUCAGCAGUAGACAACCCCUUCGAACAGAUUACAUGUCAGGGAAUUGAAAGGCUGCGUUCUCUGUAAAAAUCACGUACAGCUACAUCGUUUACAUCAUGUACAAUUAGCACAGGGUGAAAAGAGUUUGCAGUUUAGCAGGUUUUAACAUUCCAUUCUCUUCAGUCUGUAGAGGGUGGUCUUCUUAUUCCUCUUACAAGCAAAAAAUACUGAGUUAAAUAUAGGAGCAGCUGUUCCAUGAAUAAGAAGUUGGCUGUAGAAACUACAGCUCCCUUCUAAGGAACUUGCCUAAAUGAUAUACAUUUUUGACCAAUAUUAGUUAAUGAGAAAGAAACGAGAUUCCAUCCUGGUGCUUAACCAUCGUCUUCUUUCCCUCCUUUAUCAUGUGAGGAAGAGAUGAAGUAAAAGCAAUAAGCUGAUCAAAACACUACAGUUUUGAUGAUCUUAUGAUAGUUGGUGCUUCACAUACUUGAAAAACAGAUACAAACAGUAUCUCCACACUCCGUGCGGGCCAGAGAGUCCUGUAUGGCGUAAUUUAUCCUUUCUUCACAGCCAGCAAUGGUUGGCAGUAGUGUGUAACUAGUUAGUGUAGGUUCUAAUCUUGCUAUAACAGCUCUCCCAGAGAUUGCACACUCUCAACCUGUUAUGAGGCAGGCAUGAUGUUUACAGUUUUCUCCCAAAUUAUGUGGCUUAAUUCUGAGCGUCUUAAAUCAAGAAAGUGUGCAUUAUGAUUCUGAUUGUGUUUAUUAGCUUCAGCAUAAAGCUAUUCUGUAUAUUGUCAGAAAGGUAUAGGACUUGUCUGUUAUUUAAAGUGUACUGUAUCAUGUAUUGCUGUUUACAUGGGUGUUUUCCUGCAGGUGCUCAAAGUAUCUUGCAUCAGGGAUUUGUUACAAUUCAAUUAUUUUAUUUUCAACAAAAUUGGAAGCAUGGAAUUAGCACUGCUGAGUAUGUAGCACGGUAGGAUUUAACUCCUGAAAGGCUAUCCUCUUUGAGUGGAAGGGAAAGGUGUCUUCUUUAAAGGAGUCACUGGGUACAAAAUACAGUUAAGUCUACAAUGACCGUUUCACUAAAUACUGCAAUUCUAUGUGUCCUCCCUCAGAACUGGUGCUCUUUUUGUUACAGUAAUACAGAAGUUCUUAAUCUGUCUUAAAUCUAUCCAUGUUUCACAAUAAAAUCAGGAAUUGUA